GCGGGGGUCAUUUUAGUAGCACAAUCGCGAACUUAACGCGACGCUCAGCUUUCCUUUUCUUCCACCUAAAUCCUUCAUUAUGUACUGGCUGCGUUUCUGCCUGCUUAUUUCCGCUUUGUUUACUGUCCUUUGUGCAGCUAAUCGCGGUCCUACAAUAACGGACACUGUUUACUUUGAUUUGAAACAAGGAGACGAAUUUCUGGGACGUGUCGAACUCGGCUUGUAUGGAAAAACUGUCCCUAAAACUGCUGAAAACUUUCGUGUAUUAGCAACCGGAGAAAAGGGCUUUAGCUAUGAAGGAUCUUCCUUUCACCGUGUGAUUCCCAACUUCAUGAUUCAAGGAGGAGACUUUACCAACCACGAUGGUACUGGCGGAAAAUCAAUUUAUGGACCUCGUUUCCGUGACGAAAACUUCAAGAUCAGCCACAACCGCGUUGGUUUGUUGAGUAUGGCUAACGCUGGACCCGAUACCAAUGGAUCCCAAUUUUUCAUCACCACCUCGAAGACCCCCUGGUUGGACGGCCGCCAUGUCGUUUUUGGUGAAGUCGUUUCUGGUUACGAUAUCAUUAAAAAGAUCUCCAAGACUAGAACCGAUAACCGCGAUCGUCCUAUUGUCGAUGUCGUUAUUGCCAAGUCUGGUGUUCUUUCCAGUUCAGAAGGUGAUGAUGGAACCGAUGAGUUAUAAGCUCAUCAAGUUCAUGAAUAUUCUUCAGUAACGAGAUGAAUAUUCCCUUCUUCAUCCUACAUGAUUCCCUGUGUGAUUGUGGCAUUUCUUUAGGAAUGCGUUGCUUUGAACAGAUAUGAAUUUCUACCAUUACGGUGAAGAAUUUUACUAUCUCAUGAUAUUCGCCAAUAUAAUCAGUAUUUCAUUAAACUCAUGUUGUAUUCCUUUUAUUUCAUUCGUAGGAUAUAUACUUUAUGUAGGGUUCUUAUAUCUAUAUAUGUAUGUAGUAAUGAUGGUUUAUCUACCUGUUCUACUUUGCGUU
Schizosaccharomyces octosporus yFS286 is the source of this 986-nucleotide messenger RNA. RefSeq names its product cyclophilin family peptidyl-prolyl cis-trans isomerase Cyp4. Lineage: Eukaryota; Fungi; Ascomycota; Schizosaccharomycetes; Schizosaccharomycetales; Schizosaccharomycetaceae. The transcript is spliced from 5 exons. Gene Ontology annotation, molecular function: peptidyl-prolyl cis-trans isomerase activity. Gene Ontology annotation, cellular component: endoplasmic reticulum; fungal-type vacuole. Gene Ontology annotation, biological process: protein folding; protein peptidyl-prolyl isomerization. The record is from RefSeq and is a predicted model, not a curated record. The coding region runs from base 80 to 685 and encodes 201 amino acids.